Colletotrichum scovillei is the source of this 2014-nucleotide messenger RNA. Its product is annotated as alcohol dehydrogenase GroES-like domain-containing protein. Lineage: Eukaryota; Fungi; Ascomycota; Sordariomycetes; Glomerellales; Glomerellaceae. The record is from RefSeq and is a predicted model, not a curated record. Gene Ontology annotation, molecular function: zinc ion binding; L-iditol 2-dehydrogenase (NAD+) activity. The transcript has 2 exons. Bases 432 to 1694 code for a protein of 420 amino acids. Gene Ontology annotation, biological process: D-sorbitol catabolic process.
UCAUAAUUCCCUUUAUCUCGAGUCUCCUGCUUUUCCGGUUAUCAUUCCAUUCUGUCAAGUGAUAAUCUAUUUCGCUCACCUCCAUCUUCGUACGGGAAUCACAUUAACUUGGGUUCCUUACAUCUUCAUCCCACGAAAUAACCCUGUCUAUCCUCUCGUGGCCCCCCAUUACCCCCAAACUCCAAAUACCAAAGCGAACCUAUCAGUCCUCGAGACACCCCGCGCCGGUCCCCUCCCGUCCCUCAUUCCCAGGACCCUCGCCCUCGUGUUUUUUCAGCAUAUUUUGUGUUGUCGGCACCCCUCAUCCGGCACUUGGGCCAAUCCCGCUCAUCGAGCCCUCCCUAUUAGGAAGUUAGGCCAAGCCCCCUUUGACACCCUAACCCAUCAUCCCACGCUUCACCCCACGCCGCCGGCGUCAUCCAGCUUCCAUCAUGGCCCCAGUAGCAACGGGUGAGAUGGCACCAAUGCACCUACCCGUCUACAAGUCAAAGUCUUGUUCGGUCACUGCGUCAGUCUUGUAUGGUCCUCGAGACUUGCGAUUGGAGACGAGGAGCAUUGAAGAACCGGCCGCCGGGGAGCUGCAGAUUGCCAUCAAGCGGACCGGUAUCUGCGGGUCUGAUGUCAGCUACUACAAGAAGUUCGCCAACGGCGACCUCUGCGCGUGCCACCCCCUCUCCCUAGGUCACGAGUCUUCGGGAGAGGUCGUCUCCAUCGGGCCGCAGGUCACGGGCUUCAAGCUGGGUGACCGCGUCGCUCUCGAGGUCGGCGUCCCCUGCGGACAGUGCACCAUCUGCCGCAAAGGCAGAUACAACCUCUGCAAAAAGAUGAAGUUCCGGUCCAGCGCCAAGAGCGUGCCCCAUUACCAGGGAACCCUCCAGGAACGAAUCAACCACCCGGCGGCGUGGUGCCACAAGAUCCCCGACCACGUCUCCUACGAGGCGGCCGCCCUCCUCGAGCCGCUCUCCGUCGCCAUCCACGCCGUCAACAGAGCCGCACCGGAGCCCGGCUCAACGGCCUUGGUCAUCGGCGCAGGAACCGUCGGGCUUCUGACGGCCGCCAUGGCGCGGCAAGCUGGCUGCUCCGAAGUUACCAUCACCGACGUCGACGCCGGCCGCGUAAACUACGCCGUCGAAAAGGGCUUCGCCACCCACGGCCACGUCGUCAAGACCAACUCCGGCACCUCCACGCCAGCCGACCCGGGCGUCAUGACCCCCGCGAGCAUCUUCUCCGUUCAGAGCGUCCAGAGCAAAUUCGACGGCGCAAAGUCCCUCGCUGCCGAGAUCCUGGCCCUCACAAAGGUGCCCGAAGAACUCGACUCGGACGCCGAGGACGACGGGGUCGACGUCACCUUCGAGUGCACCGGCAAGGAGGUCUGCAUGCAUACCAGCCUGUACGCCACCCGGCCCGGCGGCAAAGUCAUCAUGGUCGGCAUGGGCACGCCCGUGCAGACUCUGCCGCUGUCGGUCGCGCACCUGCGGGAGAUUGACAUCCUGGGCAUCUUCCGGUACGCGAAUACCUACCCGACGGGCGUCCGUCUGCUCUGCGCCAAGGGCAACGGCGGGCUUCCGCCUUUGGAUGAUAUGGUUACGCACCGGUUCAAGGGGUUGCAGAACGCGUCAAAGGCGUUUGAGCUGGCGAGUCGGACGUUUGAUGACGAGGGCAAGCUUGUGCUCAAGGUUGUUAUUGAGGCUUGAGAUGGAGCCCCUUUUCUCUUGAUGCGUAAUUCUCUUUUUGGGGGGUUUUGGGUUUACAAGUAUGCGGGUUUGAUUAUAGAUAGUACCCUAGAUUCCUUUCUUUCUUUUCUUUUUACUUUUUUUUCUAAAUUUUGGAAAGCAAGCAUUGGAUAGUUUGAUGAGGUUGUCAUGAUGACGAACUUGAUACCUACUUAGAGAGUACAGAAGGGCCGUUGGGUUUAUUUACUUGCCUUGGGUUGACCGGGACACAAAAAAAAAGAUGAAGAAAAAUUAGCAUAGGUAGUCUGCAGGCUGAAAAUACAAAACGGAGAACAUGGCAA